Molecule: messenger RNA, 1005 nt
Organism: Sipha flava (yellow sugarcane aphid)
Lineage: Eukaryota; Metazoa; Arthropoda; Insecta; Hemiptera; Aphididae
Product: KRAB-A domain-containing protein 2-like
Exons: 4
Coding region: 1-1005 (334 amino acids)
Biological process (GO): DNA integration
Molecular function (GO): nucleic acid binding
Source: RefSeq, a predicted model, not a curated record
AUGUCGCAACUAACUGCUGGUACUUUUACUGACGAGGAAAUGAUUCAAUCCACUUCAGUCAAUCAGCACAAUUCUGACAAUGAUGACGAGGAAGAGGAGGCGGAGGUUCCUGUCAUAUCGUUAAAAGAAGCAAAAUUUUUUAUGUCAGGAUUACAUCAAUUUUUUGAACAAUCUGAAAUGGACGAAAAAAGAUGCGAUACAAUUUUCAAUGCUAUUAUUAAAGGUGCAAAGAAAAGACGUGAUUAUUAUAUUUUACAUAAAUAUGAUGUAUUAACUGUGGCCGAGAAGAAAUAUUUAAUUCAUAAAAAAACGGACGACAAAGAUGAUAUCAAGUAUGUUGUGUCAUACGAAGACUUGUUCGAAAGACUAAGUGAUUAUCAUAUACGUACUGGACAUGGUGGUGUGGGGAAAAUGCGUGCGGCACAUAAGAAAGUGCCAAAUCGUAAAUUGGUUAUCAAACCAAUUGUAAGCAAAGACUUCAACGAGAGAGAUCAAGUUGACUGGGUGGAUUUCCAGUCAUUACCUGACGGAAAAUAUAAAUGGAUUUUAAACUAUCAAGAUCACCAUACAAAAUGUAUAUUUUUAUUUCCACUUGAAAGUAAACGAGCGGUCGAAGUAGCAUCUAAUUUACUCACAAUUUUUUUAACUUUUGGUGCACCGAAAGUUUUACAAAGUGAUUACGGUAGAGAGUUUGUAAAUUCUGUUAUUAACGAAAUUAAGGAACUUUGGCCGGAAUGUAUUAUUGUACAUGGGAGACCAAGACAUCCUCAGAGUCAGGGAAGUAUUGAACGUAGCAAUCAGGAUGUCGAAAAUAUGCUUCGAGCAUGGAUGAAGGACAAUAAAUCUAAAAAAUGGUCUGUGGGAUUGAAGUUUGUCCGAUUCCAGAAAAACUCUUCACACCACCGCAUAAUUGGCCGAUCUCCUUACAAAGCAUUAUUUGGUUGUGAGCCUAAGGUUGGAUUAACAACAUCUAAUUUACCAAAAGAAGUUUCUAUACAAGAAUAA